Messenger RNA from Gracilinanus agilis (Agile Gracile Mouse Opossum), 1764 nucleotides. RefSeq names its product SLAIN motif-containing protein-like. Gene Ontology annotation, biological process: positive regulation of microtubule polymerization; microtubule nucleation; cytoplasmic microtubule organization. The record is from RefSeq and is a predicted model, not a curated record. The transcript is spliced from 7 exons. Gene Ontology annotation, cellular component: microtubule plus-end. Bases 1 to 1731 code for a protein of 576 amino acids. NCBI's taxonomy places the organism in Eukaryota, Metazoa, Chordata, Mammalia, Didelphimorphia, Didelphidae.
AUGAUGGUUCCUGGGGACGACGACCCCAUCAAAGAGCCAGACUCCCAGAUCAGCGGAGAGCAUUCCACAGAGAAUCUUGUAAUGGAUCCAGACACAGAGGCAGCAGCCUUCCAGGGUGACUUUGAGGUGGACGAGGUAGAGAUUCUACUAGAACCAACGAGGAGGCUUGAAAUCCAAACUAGGAAGCAGCUGGAUGACCCUGAUGGAAAGAGACAAAUCAGUUCCUUCUCAGAGAAUCCGUGUGUUGGGUCGACUAGAGAAGAGAAUAGGGAUUUCUGCAGUGAGCUAGAAAAACAAAGUCCCUUCGGUGAGAUAAGCCCCGAGAUAAAGGAGGGCAGAAGCUUGAAGGCAGAUAAAGGCGUGCAAGUUCAGGUUAGUGGUAUUGAUACCUCUAGCCCCGGCCUGGUCAGAAACACUGGCUUAUCCAAAGACGGUACUGGGAGGCUUCUUGCAUUCACGGGUAGCUGUAGUGGUACAGUGGGUAUAGAGAAGUCAGCGAGGCCCAAGAUGAAGACCCCUAAGAUGGCCGGCCAGAUCUUCAGCCCAGAGACCAAGCCGGGCGGCUUCCACUCUGAUACCACACUUUUUGACCCGAUGCUGGAUGAUGUGGAAGUAUUGGAGCUCAGUGACUUAUGUGAAGACGACACUAACUGGCUUUACACGUUACCGAAAAGAAGACCUCUUCCCGUGGAGCAAAAAACAGAAUCGCUUUUAAAGUGGUGCCGGCAAGUCCUGGAUCACCCCAGUCCCAAGGCCAAAGCAACCAGCUCGACCUUCCUGCAUAAACUUGAUAAAACAGGUAGAUGGAAAACUCUCUCUCGGAGCACCCUGGCCUCUUCUGGUGCACACGGCCCAUUUAGAGAGCCACACUUCAGUGGUGGCCCACAAAAGACUCCCGAGGCCUUGGAAUCGGCUCGCAAACCGCUGUUCCCGUGGGGCGUCUCAGGCUUUCUACAGGAACGGGCCUCCUCGUCAGCUGCCACACCUUACGAGAUUUCCAGUGUCUCUUUCCAGUCUCUGAGAGGCAACCAAGAGUUGGAUACUGUGAGGGAGCAUGAGGACGAUUACGAGUGUUCCCAGCUGUUUCCCAGCACACCCAAAUAUACUUCGUCUCUACCUAGUUUGCCUCCAUGCCCAGCCGCAUCCACAAGUGGGGACUACGGCAAAGUAGUACCUCCUCCAAUAAUUCUACCAAAGCGAUCAGGAUCAAGCUCCAGACAAGGACACAAGAAAUGGGCAGACACCAAAGACCAGCUGUACUCCAGCAUGCCGAGAGAGAUCCGGCCAGGCCUGCACUCCAUGGGUUCUGUGAGGAGCAGCCUCAACUUAGACUGGGAUGUCCAGGCGCCGAGGAGCCGCUUAGCAAGGAUUCCUGAAGCAGUAGGCUUGCUUCCAGGUAAGAGCCAGUUUUCUUCUAGUCUUGGCAAACCUCUUUUAAAUAUCCGAAAGCCAAUGAAAGCCGAGACAAGCGCUGUUUUAAACCCGAGACAGCCAAUGAAACCUAGCUCUUUGGCCAUGGAUCCGAAGCCGGAAGCACUCUUUAGUCCCGGUCCUUUGAGAAGACAUUUAUCUCCUCCCAGUUUUGUUUCUGGAGCUACUACAUUCCGAAGUUUUGGGGUAAAAGAGAGGAAACCGGCUGCAGAAACAUCCUCUCCUGAAGCCAAGUUAAUGGAGCCACCCAGCAGGUCUCUUCAGCCAACAAAGCCCAGCAAUUUCUCUGAUAAGCCUUAGAAGGGUGAACACUGCUGCCGGUGGAAGAAAAAG